AAAAUUCAAUUUCAUCAUUCAUAUUCUUCGCUGCACUUUACACCCAGCUAUUUUGUAUCAGUAAACAUAAUUAAUUAUAUGGCCUAUGGACCAGUGCCAACCAACCGCCCCGCUAUGAACAGAUAUUAAGAGUUGAAAGAGAGAGACAAGAUAAAGACACUCACACUCAAGUGGGCUUUACCAAGAAUCCGGUCUCUCACUGUACUGUCAUAUAAUAUAAAUGGCCAACCUACUAAGAACACUGAUGUCACCACACACGGGGAGCCUGGCUCGACUAGCUGUACACCGACUACCGGAACGAAAUGCUCUCCUGUGUAGGAGUUGCUAUCAAGCACUACGCACUCUGAGCUCUAGUACAAUCCUCAGUAGCGAGCAGAAACAAAAACCUAAGAAAGGUUUUGACAAGUACCCACCCACCAAAGGAAAAACCCCAAAGAAGGGAGCUAUGGGUGAAAAACAACAGGAUUCCAGUGAAUGGGACGAAGGAGAUCAGUCCAAAAAGUACGAAUUCCGUUUUGAGUUUCCCCCGAAGUUCAACUUUGAUCCUCGGAAGAUUGACGAUCGUUGGGGGACACUUGCCUCCCUUGGACUAGCGUUAGCAGCCGGGUACCUACUCACACGACCCAGGGAAAAUACACGUCACAUCUCAUGGCAGGAGUUUAAAGUGGCCUACCUGGAGAAGGGGGAGGUGGAGAAACUGGAGGUGAUCAAUGGAACUCUGGUACGAGGCUAUCUGUUUGGAGAUGGAGCUACCAAUAUGUUGCCCCCUAGAAUUGUCACUUUCAACAUUGGCAGUGUGGAUGUUUUCGAGCGCAACUUGGACCAGGCCCAGAGAGAGCUCGGCAUCGACUCCUCUCACUUCAUCCCAGUGACAUAUCCGGCUGACCCAAACUGGCUACAGAAAGCGUUUGUGAGUGUCCUCCCCUCCCUGCUCAUCUUGGGCACACUCAUCUACUUCAGUCGACGAAUGUCCAGUGGAGCAUCUGGAAGGGGGGGUCUCUUUGGUGUUGGCCAGUCCACUGCCAAGUUUAUCAACAAGGAGACCAACAUCCAAACAAAGUUUGCUGAUGUGGCUGGCUGUGAAGAGGCUAAACUGGAGAUCCUAGAAUUUGUCAACUUUCUCAAGAACCCUCAACAGUAUGUCGAGCUGGGAGCAAAGAUACCAAAGGGUGCCAUCUUGUCUGGUCCUCCUGGUACUGGCAAGACACUGAUAGCCAAGGCCACUGCCGGAGAGGCUGGUGUGCCCUUCCUCAGUAUCUCAGGGUCAGAGUUCCUCGAGAUGUUUGUGGGCGUGGGUCCGGCCAGGGUUCGCGACCUCUUCAGUCAGGCUCGUAAAAAUGCCCCGUGUAUUAUUUUUAUUGAUGAGAUUGAUGCUGUGGGGCGUAAGAGAGGUGCGUCUGGAGGGUUCGGAGGUCACGAUGAGCGGGAGAACACUCUCAACCAGCUCCUAGUUGAGAUGGACGGGUUCAGUACAACAGCCAAUGUGGUGGUUCUGGCUGGUACUAACAGGCCUGACGUCCUGGACCCUGCUCUACUGCGACCAGGGAGGUUUGACAGACAGAUCUACUUGCCACCCCCUGACAUCAAGGGAAGAGCUUCAAUAUUCAAGGUCCAUUUGAAGCCACUCAAGACCAAGCUCGACCUCCGUGACCUCUCCCGUAAGCUAGCGGCCAUGACUCCUGGCUUCACCGGCGCUGACAUUGCCAACGUGUCUAACGAGGCUGCCCUCAUUGCUGCCAGGUAUCUGGCAAAGGACGUGCAGAGUACUCACUUUGAGCAAGCCAUAGAGAGAGUCAUUGCAGGUCUUGAGAAAAAGAGUCUUGUGAUCCAACCUGAGGAGAAGAAGGUAAUAGCGUACCACGAGGCAGGGCAUGCAGUGGUGGGGUGGUUCCUGGAGCAUGCUGAUCCACUCAUGAAGGUCUCCAUCAUCCCACGAGGGAAGGGCCUCGGAUAUGCUCAGUACCUCCCCAAGGAACAGUAUCUCUAUACAACCGAGCAGUUGUUUGACCGUAUGUGUAUGACGUUGGGAGGACGUGCGUCUGAGGAGGUGUUCUUCAGCAAGAUCACUACUGGGGCUCAGGACGACCUCAAGAAGGUCACCUCCUCAGCCUACAACCAGGUUGUCAAGUUUGGGAUGAAUGAGCGAGUUGGCCAGGUGUCCUUUGACCUCCCUGGCGAGGGUCGUGACCCCAUGUUUGAGAAACCGUACAGUGAGGCUACAGCUGAGAUAAUCGACGAGGAAGCGCGUGCUCUGAUAGACCGCGCCUACCUGUCCACUGUGCAGCUCAUCAAGGAGCACAGGGCCAACGUUGAGAAGGUGGCUGAACGUCUACUAGAGAAAGAGGUUCUGCAAAGAGAUGACAUGAUUGAGUUGCUCGGACCACGCCCCUUCCCCGAGAAAUCAACCUAUGAGGAAUUCGUUGAGGGUACUGGAGGUAUGGAGGAAGAUACUAAACUGCCUGAGGGACUGGCAGACUGGAACAAAACUGACAAAUCAACGGCACCAACAUAGAACGUCAAGCUAUUGGACACUGUUUCUCAUUUCUUGUUUCUGCUGUGUUGGAUGUGCUGUUGUUGUUUGCACUGCACUGUUUAUAUAGCAGUUAAAAAGUUGUUCAUCUCUGAAGUAUAAUUAUUGUAACAUGCUAUUAAUUGUCAACAA
Messenger RNA from Halichondria panicea, 2662 nucleotides. Its product is annotated as AFG3-like protein 2. Gene Ontology annotation, molecular function: zinc ion binding; ATP-dependent peptidase activity; ATP hydrolysis activity. The record is from RefSeq and is a predicted model, not a curated record. Bases 221 to 2512 code for a protein of 763 amino acids. The transcript has 13 exons. Gene Ontology annotation, biological process: mitochondrial protein processing. Lineage: Eukaryota; Metazoa; Porifera; Demospongiae; Suberitida; Halichondriidae. Gene Ontology annotation, cellular component: membrane; m-AAA complex.